This is a messenger RNA of Clonostachys rhizophaga, 885 nucleotides long. Lineage: Eukaryota; Fungi; Ascomycota; Sordariomycetes; Hypocreales; Bionectriaceae. The record is from the annotation of a GenBank genome assembly.
AUGUCUUGGCCAUUUUCGACUUUGGGUAAAAUCGUGGUAGUGACCGGAGGAGGGUCAGGGAUUGGACUUUCCUAUGCUGUCCUCGCUGUGGCAAACGGAGCUAAAUCAGUCAUUAUUGGAGACAUAGCACUGACAGAUGAAGCCCAGAAGGUUGCGGUCAGAACAGCAAACCUAACAUUUCAACACUGGGCCGAUUUACAGCGUUUGAUUGAUGUUUGCAUAACCAAAUCUGGUGACGUUCCAGAUAUUUAUGUGGCAUCCGCGGGCGUUUUCGAGCCACCGUAUUCCAACUUCUGGGAAGAUCCUGAGCCACUUGACAAUAAUGGUUACAAGCAUGUCGACAUCAAUGUCAACCACCCAAUAAAGUUUACAAGACUCGCGAUGAGAGCGCUUCUUGGGAAACAGAAACAGGGCGUCGUGGCCCUUGUCUCCUCCAUUUCUGGAUACAGCAAGCAGUAUUCAGCUCCCAUCUAUAGCGCAACAAAACAUGCAGUGGUUGGAUUUACGAGAAGUCUGGGCGAUGCACAGAGGCUCCAAAGCGUCAAGGUCAUCAGCAUCUGUCCAGGGAUUGUGAGUACUCCCAUUUGGACAACAGGCACACCAGGCUCUGGGGAAAGAUUUGGUAUUGUCGAAGAUAUUUCAAUCACGCCGGAAGUGGUUGCAAAAACAAUAAGCGAGGGAAUCGAGUCUCCUGAGUAUCCCGGCGGAACAAUCCUUGAGGUUUCUAAAUUAGGGACCAGAGUCGUGCCGGAAUGGUUCAUCCAGCCACCAGGUAUGGUUGAUGGUAAAAUGCCAGAAGGUACCGAUGUCGCAGAACAUAUGCUUGUCAAAUCUCUAGAGCCUAUCAUGAGCGUCACAGAGAGGGAGAGGGGCAAGAUGGCUUAA